Molecule: messenger RNA, 750 nt
Organism: Penicillium verhagenii
Lineage: Eukaryota; Fungi; Ascomycota; Eurotiomycetes; Eurotiales; Aspergillaceae
Product: RNA-binding protein
Exons: 5
Coding region: 1-750 (249 amino acids)
Biological process (GO): mRNA splicing, via spliceosome
Cellular component (GO): nuclear speck
Molecular function (GO): RNA binding
Source: RefSeq, a predicted model, not a curated record
AUGUCACGAUCAGGAACCACUCUCUACGUUACUGGCUUCGGCCACGGCACCCGAGCCCGCGAUCUUGCCUACGAAUUCGAACGAUAUGGCCGCUUAGUUCGCUGCGAUAUUCCAGCUCCUCGCACUCCCUCAAGCCGACUUUUCGCCUUUGUUGAGUAUGAAAGUCGUCGGGAUGCAGAUGAUGCCUACCAUGAAAUGCACAACAAGCGUAUUGGCCGUGAUGAUCUCUUGAAGAUUGAGUGGGCGCGUACUCCACCCUCCGCAUCGUGGCGAUUUGACUCUGGUCGCGACCCCACCCGCGACUCUGCGCGCGACUCUGCCCGUGACUCUGCCCGUGACUCUGCCCGUGAUCCUGCACCCCCCCGUGAGCGUCGCCGUGAUCGUACUCCUCCUCGACGUGGCCGCUCGCCCUCGCCUCGUCGGAGUCGUGGUGGUGACUACUCUCCCCGACGGGAUGACCGGUAUGAGCGGGACUACGAUCGUCAUGAUCGUGAUACUGAUCGUCGUGACCGCGAUGUUGACCGUCGAGACCGAGAUGGUGAUCGCCGUGAUCGGGACCGGGAACGCUCCCGUGAUCGUUCUCGUAGCCCCGAUGACCGGGACCGUGAUGCCAAGGAUGACCGGGAGCGACGCGAUGAUGAUCGGGAGCGCCGUGAUGACGAGCGUGAAAACGUUCCGAAUGGCGAAGACAGGAAAGUACCCUUGGAUCCCGUCCCUGCUGCCCAUGAUGAGCUCGAUACUGCUGAGUAG